Molecule: messenger RNA, 2167 nt
Organism: Brienomyrus brachyistius
Lineage: Eukaryota; Metazoa; Chordata; Actinopteri; Osteoglossiformes; Mormyridae
Gene: slc51a
Product: solute carrier family 51 subunit alpha
Exons: 8
Coding region: 232-1209 (325 amino acids)
Biological process (GO): transport
Molecular function (GO): transporter activity
Source: RefSeq, a predicted model, not a curated record
GAAACCAAAACUAUGACACUUCUUUAAAUGCCCCACCGGCUCUGCAGAUAUUGCACCCCUCCCGAUCAGCAUGUUGAGCGACAGUCAAACAGCGGUAAUGCGCAAGAUGGGCGGUGCUCACUUAAAAACUUAAAUCGUCCAUCGCGCUUUCCUCUUGCCUUUAACCACAGGCUCUGAUUUAGACGGGUGACUCAAGACGAGAUCACAGCAGCACGACACGCCACGGAGGAAAUGAAUGACACUGAGAACCCCUGGUGUUCCCGACCGCCUCCCCUGGCCAUCGACAUUAUUAAGGGGCUGGACAUGCUGUGGAUCGUUCUCUAUGCCGGGCUGACGCUCAUGGCCUUGCUGUCCGUGCUGCUCUACCUGGAGGAAUGUGUCUACUUCUUCCAGAAGCUUCCAUACCCCAAGAAGACUGCCAUCAUCUGGGUGAAUGGGGCAGCGCCGGUCAUCGCAACCAUGUCCUGCCUGGCUAUGUGGAUCCCCAAAGCCACCAUGUUCACAGACCUGACCUCAAACUCGUACUUCGCAAUCGUGGUGUACCAGUUCCUGGUUAUGAUGAUAGAGGAGUGUGGUGGGGACAAGGCUUUCCUGCAGCGCUACAGCCAGAACCAACUCCGGAUCAGCACCGGGCCCUGCUGCUGCUGCUGUCCAUGCCUGCCCCACGUGGGCAUCUCACGGAGGACGCUGUUCAUCCUCAAGCUGGGCUCCUACCAGUUUGCGCUGCUGAAGACCAUCCUGAGCAUCCUGUCCAUCGUUCUGUCAGCCAACGAGAACUUUGACCCUUGGAAUACGAACAUCACGGGAGCUUCCAUCUGGAUCGGUCCAUUCACAGGCAUUCUGACCAUCGUCGCCCUCUGGCCGGUCUCCAUCAUCUUCAUACACCUGCGUGACACCUUGAGGGACCUGAAGAUAGUGCCCAAGUACGCGAUGUAUCAGAUGGUGCUGAUCCUGACCCAGCUCCAGACAGCCAUAAUUAACAUCCUGGCUAUGUAUCGCGUCAUUCCCUGCUCACCACCCUUCUCCUCGCAGUAUAGAGGAUACUUGAUGAACCAGCAGCUGUUGAUCGCGGAGAUGUUCCUCAUCACACUCGUGACGCGCCUGCUGUAUCGCCGUGAAUACAGGCCACUGCCCACAGCUCCACACCCCGAGGAGAACGGGGAGGCCAGCAUCAUCCUGCAAACAGAGCUGAGAGACAUGACGGCGUGACCUCCGGGCGACACGCUGCCAGUAUACCCGAAGGAGUGAGCAACGUCAUUAAAUUUGUCACAUUCCCAUUGUGUAGCCAAUGCUUUCUUGCAAACUCAGUCUUGCGUCUGUCCUGUGGUUCCGAAGUCUGCCAGCGAGGUCCAAGUUUGCCCUCAAAGUUCUGAGCUUGUUUGAGCUUCUGAGUUUGCUUCAGCGGCGAGAUCUCCAACUAAAGCACAGAGGCUGGGGACUUCCUGAGAAAAAGCUUUUUGCUGAACCUAUCUGCCAUGAAAGGAAGUGCUUCAUGCCAACGAUGAGGCUGCCCUGAGCUGGCACCAUGUAACCCAGUAGACUAGCAAAAACACCCUCGGGGGCAAAGUGGGAGGAAUUUCCCAUAUUUCAUGCUGCCACCCCCCCAAGUUGAUUCAUACUGCUGCGUCAAUGCCUUACCUACUAUACCUAUGGACCCUGUGCCCCUCCCCAGAAAUGUAACUACAGGUCACAGUGACACAGACUGCAAGUACUGUGAUUGGUCCAUUUUUCAUAGCGAUCAUUGUUCAUUAUGGGAGCGAAGAAAGCGUACAUCCCAGUUGUACUUAUGUAGCUGCUUGAAACUGAAGAGCUAUUUAUAUCUGGCAUUAAAUAACCCACCCUGGGCAUCAUAGCAACAGGUCUACGAAACACUCAGGAUGACGGCAUCAAUUUCACUUACCUCCAUAAAGUUUGUGCUUUACAAGACUAAAAAAAAGUAAAAGGUUGUAUAGUUGUAUAGUGUACUAACUAGAAAAUGCAUAAACAGUGACUUUGUAGCAGUUUGACAUUUUUCCAAAUUUGUGUACAGGAUGAUUGGAGCAGUACAAUUGUAACCAGAACUCAGUAAAUGUAUACUUCAUUAAAUGUUUUUUUUCUGUUUCAAUUGCAUGAUUCAACAAUUGCAUAUUGCAGGAUGGGAAGACAAUAAAUUCAACAUUCAAAGCUG